Rhineura floridana is the source of this 879-nucleotide messenger RNA. Its product is annotated as trypsin-3-like. Bases 1 to 879 code for a protein of 292 amino acids. The record is from RefSeq and is a predicted model, not a curated record. Gene Ontology annotation, biological process: proteolysis. Gene Ontology annotation, molecular function: serine-type endopeptidase activity. NCBI's taxonomy places the organism in Eukaryota, Metazoa, Chordata, Lepidosauria, Squamata, Rhineuridae. The transcript has 6 exons.
AUGAGGCCCUGCGACCCAUGGCUCCUUCUCUUUUUCUUCCCGCUGAUUGGGACGGCUCCGCGGCUCAGUUCGAAAGCUGGUGACCCUGAGCAUGUCUCCAGGAGUGAAGAGGAUAAUGGAUUCUACUUCACCCAUGAUGAGAAUGUACAGGUGUGGUCAGAUGGCGAGAGAGACUCCCAGCGUAUCAUUGGGGGCUACAUAGUUGCACCCCACUCUUCCAAGUACCUGGUGUCUCUGAAGAGGAAUACAGGCUACCAUUUCUGUGGCGGAGCGCUGGUCAGCCGGAGCUGGGUCCUGACAGCCGCACACUGCAAAACUGGAAUCCAUCAGAUGCUGAUUGUAGCUGGGGAGUAUUCACUUUCCGCUUUUGAAGGCACGGAACAGAUCUUCCGGCCUGCCCGUAUGGUGGUCCAUCCAGAUUACAGCGCCGCUUCCAAAAAUGCAGACAUCAUGCUGAUUAAGCUGAACCGGCCGGUGGCAUACAGUCCAUUUGUCUCCAUCGUGCCCCUUCCCCAGCAAGGAGCGAUAAUUAGAGAUGGACGCUUCUGCAAAGUCUCCGGUUGGGGUUACACCACCCCCAUUGGGGGCAGGGCAUCGGACACUCUGCGCAGUGUGCACCUCCCCAUCAUUUCAACGUGGAAGUGUAACAGCUCCUCUUCAUAUGCUGGAUACAUCACCAAGAACAUGAUCUGUGCCGGGUUCAACUCUGGGGGGAAAGAUGCUUGCCAGGGUGACUCUGGGGGGCCGCUGGUGUGUGAAGGACGUGUGUUUGGAAUAGUUUCCUGGGGCCACAGCUGUGCCAGCCCCAGAUAUCCAGGUGUUUACACGGCAGUUGCCAACUUUCAGAAAUGGAUCUACAAGACAGUCUUCAAGAAAUAA